UCAAGUCUUCUACAGUAACAAGGACUUCUCUUUCAUUCCUUCCUCCAACAUUCAACAUGCGUGAGAUCGUCCACAUGCAAGCUGGCCAGUGCGGCAACCAGAUCGGUGCUAAGUUUUGGGAGGUGAUCUCCGAUGAGCACGGCAUUGACCCCACCGGUACCUACCACGGUGACUCCGACUUACAACUGGAGAGAAUCAACGUCUACUACAAUGAGGCUACAGGAGGCAAAUAUGUUCCCCGUGCUGUGCUCGUGGAUCUGGAGCCCGGAACCAUGGACUCUGUCCGAUCCGGUCCUUUCGGUCAAAUCUUCCGUCCAGACAACUUUGUUUUCGGUCAGAGCGGUGCUGGCAACAACUGGGCCAAGGGUCACUACACAGAGGGCGCCGAGCUGGUAGACUCCGUGUUGGAUGUUGUCCGAAAGGAGGCGGAGAGCUGUGACUGUCUGCAAGGCUUCCAGCUGACCCACUCCCUGGGUGGCGGCACAGGGUCUGGCAUGGGCACCCUCCUCAUCAGCAAGAUCAGGGAGGAGUACCCCGACAGGAUCAUGAACACCUUCUCCGUUGUGCCAUCACCAAAGGUGUCGGACACAGUCGUUGAGCCAUACAACGCCACAUUGUCUGUACAUCAGCUGGUUGAGAACACUGACGAGUCCUACUGUAUUGACAACGAGGCUCUCUACGACAUCUGCUUCAGGACUCUGAAGCUGACCACACCCACCUACGGUGACCUCAACCAUCUGGUGUCCGCCACCAUGUCCGGAGUAACAACAUGUCUUCGAUUCCCUGGACAGUUGAAUGCUGAUCUCCGUAAAUUGGCUGUCAACAUGGUGCCCUUCCCUCGUCUCCACUUCUUCAUGCCCGGAUUCGCUCCACUCACAUCAAGAGGAAGCCAGCAGUACCGUGCCCUGACUGUGCCCGAACUCACUCAGCAGAUGUUCGAUGCCAAGAACAUGAUGGCUGCCUGUGAUCCCCGUCACGGCCGCUACCUGACCGUAGCUGCAAUGUUCCGAGGGCGCAUGUCCAUGAAGGAGGUUGAUGAACAGAUGCUCAACGUCCAAAACAAAAACAGCAGCUACUUUGUCGAAUGGAUCCCAAACAACGUUAAAACCGCUGUCUGUGACAUCCCACCACGUGGUCUCAAGAUGUCUGGCACCUUCAUUGGUAACAGCACAGCCAUUCAGGAGAUCUUCAAACGUAUCUCCGAGCAAUUCACAGCCAUGUUCCGUCGCAAGGCAUUCCUUCACUGGUACACUGGCGAGGGUAUGGAUGAGAUGGAGUUCACUGAGGCCGAAUCCAAUAUGAACGACUUGGUGUCCGAAUACCAACAGUACCAGGACGCCACCGCCGAGGAAGAGGGGGAGUUUGACGAGGAAGAAGGGGAGGCAGAAGAAGCUUAGAUACUUUAUUGAAUACAUCAAUAAAUUUGGAACAAUACCAAAUAUUUUGGAUUUUUGCAAUAAUUAUAUAUUAUUGAACUAAGGAAGUUGAUACCAGGUGAUAUUAUAUUGUUUAAGUUAACAAUAAGAUUACAUAAAACUAUUCUGCUUCAGGUAUCUGACGAAUGCCCAGUCGAAAAUAAAGCUUUAAAAAUAUC
Haliotis rufescens (red abalone) is the source of this 1594-nucleotide messenger RNA. Its product is annotated as tubulin beta chain-like. NCBI's taxonomy places the organism in Eukaryota, Metazoa, Mollusca, Gastropoda, Lepetellida, Haliotidae. The coding region runs from base 57 to 1397 and encodes 446 amino acids. Gene Ontology annotation, biological process: mitotic cell cycle; microtubule cytoskeleton organization. Gene Ontology annotation, cellular component: microtubule; cytoplasm. The record is from RefSeq and is a predicted model, not a curated record. The transcript is spliced from 4 exons. Gene Ontology annotation, molecular function: structural constituent of cytoskeleton; GTPase activity; GTP binding.